AUGUCCUACCACUCCCAAUAUGUGUCGCAGAUUGCAGACGCUACCAGUCGCUGGUCCAAGAUCUUCCCUCCCCUGCCGGCUCGCCCAUCCUUAACGCUCCCACCAUCAAACAAAAAUGAAAAGGUAUUCACGUGGGAAUAUCUAAGUGAAGUUUUCGAGGCGUUUUCUCAGCGCGAACGAGCCAUGGAAAUGCGAAUCGAAGCGUUAUGCUUCAAUGCGGAACAAAGUCUGCAGGCUCUAAGUGAUGACGAAAAUAUCCAAUCUCAUGAGACAGAGAAUGCUAACCCGGUACUUGGAGUUAGACUGUUGCAGCGCGUCGACUUACUACAAAAAGAGAACGACGACCUUGCUGAACGAGUAAAAGAUCUCAUGCAGCUUUCUUCUAGUGAACAACAAAUUCAAGACUUGAAACGCGAAGUUGAAGGUUCGUCUUUCCGAAGAUCACUCACAACAGACUCUCACAAGCUCAUUUCGGCCCUGGAUUCGGCAUUAUCAAGGAUGGAAGCGGCAAAGUAG
Molecule: messenger RNA, 516 nt
Organism: Malassezia globosa CBS 7966
Lineage: Eukaryota; Fungi; Basidiomycota; Malasseziomycetes; Malasseziales; Malasseziaceae
Exons: 1
Coding region: 1-516 (171 amino acids)
Source: RefSeq, a predicted model, not a curated record